AUGUCAAGCGCUGCUGGUCAAGUCAUACGUUGCAAAGCUGCUGUGGCAUGGGAAGCUGCGAAGCCACUAGUGAUUGAAGAAGUGGAGGUCGCUCCUCCUCAAGCUAUGGAGGUUCGUUUGAAGAUCCUCUUCACCUCCCUCUGCCAUACGGAUGUUUACUUCUGGGAAGCCAAGGGGCAAACCCCAUUGUUUCCUCGCAUAUUUGGUCACGAAGCAGGAGGGAUUGUUGAGAGUGUUGGUGAGGGAGUGACAGAACUCAAACCUGGUGAUCAUGUGCUUCCCGUCUUCACAGGAGAGUGUAAGGAAUGCCAACAUUGCAAAUCAGAGGAGAGCAAUAUGUGUGAUCUUCUUAGGAUUAACACUGACAGAGGUGUGAUGCUGAAUGAUGGAAAAUCCAGGUUUUCAAUUAGAGGGCAGCCUAUUUAUCACUUUGUCGGUACCUCAACCUUUAGUGAGUACACUGUGGUUCAUGUUGGCUGUGUUGCCAAGAUCAAUCCCGCAGCUCCUCUUGACAAAGUUUGUGUCCUCAGCUGUGGAAUCUCUACAGGUCUUGGUGCCACCUUGAACGUUGCAAAACCCAAGAAAGGCUCAUCGGUAGCCAUUUUCGGACUAGGAGCUGUAGGCCUUGCUGCUGCUGAAGGGGCUCGAAUUGCUGGUGCUUCAAGAAUCAUUGGUGUUGAUCUGAAUUCCAAUAGAUUCGAUGAAGCCAAGAAAUUCGGUGUCACAGAGUUUGUGAACCCAAAAGAUUAUACCAAGCCUGUUCAAGAGGUGAUAGCUGAAAUGACAAAUGGAGGAGUUGACCGAAGUGUCGAGUGCACUGGAAGUAUCAAUGCCAUGAUUUCUGCAUUUGAAUGCGUCCAUGAUGGAUGGGGUGUGGCUGUACUUGUUGGCGUGCCAAACAAAGAUGAUUCUUUUAAAACCCAUCCAAUGAAUUUCCUGAAUGAGAGGACUCUCAAGGGUACCUUCUUUGGCAACUAUAAACCGCGCUCCGACCUUCCUUCUGUUGUCGAAAAGUACAUGAACAAGGAGCUGGAGCUAGAGAAAUUUAUUACUCAUGAAGUCCCUUUCUCUGAAAUCAACAAGGCUUUUGAGUACAUGCUUAGUGGAGCUGGCCUCAGGUGUAUCAUCCGUAUGGAUGCAUAA
This is a messenger RNA of Dovyalis caffra, 1143 nucleotides long. Lineage: Eukaryota; Viridiplantae; Streptophyta; Magnoliopsida; Malpighiales; Salicaceae. The record is from the annotation of a GenBank genome assembly.